AUGCCCAUUUUUUCUCUGCACCCAUCUCCCCACCACCCUCCCUCACCCCUCUUCCCCAACCCUCUCCCCCACCCCUCUCCCUCACCCCUCUCCCCCAACCCUCUCCCCCACACCUCUCCCCCAUCUCUCUCCCCCACCCGCUUGCCCCAACGGCCUCUACCCACCCGUCUCCCCUGCCCUGCUUUCCCGCACCUCUCCCCCACUCUCCACACGCCCCACCCUUACCCCUCUCUGCCACGCCUCUCUCCCAACACUUCCCUAAACCUCUUUCCCAAGCCUCUCCCCCAAACCUCUCGCCCAACCCGCUCCCCAACCCCUUUUCCCCCACGCCUCCCGCCUGUGCCUCCCCUCCACGCUUCCUUCCAACACCUCCCCCUCUCACGCCUUGGCCACACGCCUCUCCCCCACCGUCUUCCUCCCCCAUGCCCUGAUCCUGCCGGGAGGAGUCAGCUGGCGAGGAGGCAGUGGGAUCCAGUGGCUAGCGCAAGUCAAUCGGAACACAACUGGCCUGCGAUGGACCUUGGUGUCGCCCGACUGCUCUCCAGCAGUGACCCCAUCGUCGUGGGAUUGGUCGAGAUAACGACUAGGACAACACUCAAGCAACGAUGCAUGAUGGGCCUAUUCAGCAGGCGCAAGGCCAAGAUGACCACUAUUAUCACGUCUCCCUCUGGGCACUUGACAUUUUCUCUGGCAGGCAGUGUGCUCCGCCUCCUCUGA
Messenger RNA from Closterium sp. NIES-65, 717 nucleotides. The record is from the annotation of a GenBank genome assembly. NCBI's taxonomy places the organism in Eukaryota, Viridiplantae, Streptophyta, Zygnematophyceae, Desmidiales, Closteriaceae.